This is a messenger RNA of Xylona heveae TC161, 1838 nucleotides long. Its product is annotated as dihydrolipoyllysine-residue succinyltransferase component of 2-oxoglutarate dehydrogenase-like protein complex. Gene Ontology annotation, molecular function: dihydrolipoyllysine-residue succinyltransferase activity. Gene Ontology annotation, cellular component: oxoglutarate dehydrogenase complex. The record is from RefSeq and is a predicted model, not a curated record. Lineage: Eukaryota; Fungi; Ascomycota; Xylonomycetes; Xylonales; Xylonaceae. Bases 83 to 1501 code for a protein of 472 amino acids. The transcript is spliced from 11 exons. Gene Ontology annotation, biological process: tricarboxylic acid cycle.
GCCUUGAUCUCCCCAAUUGUCGAAUCUUGAGAUCGCUCGUCCAUCCACAAUUGCUCCAUUCAAUUGCAUAAAGUACCCUAUCAUGGCCAGCAGGCAAUGCUCAUCGCGGCUUAUAAGCCAGACUUCUAUUACCCGACACAAUGUCAUUUCCGCGCGUCAAUUGAAGCCCUCUAGAAUACUGCCUUUGAACAACCGCAGUUUCUCGUCAAAAGCGACCACCAAUAAGGCACCGCUCCUUCUGCUUUCCGCAAGAAUGUCAAUUGCGCCAAUGCGCUGCUCAUGGACAAAGUUUUCGCAGCAUUGCCAUUAUGCCGAUAAGGUUGUAAAGGUGCCAGAAAUGGCAGAAUCCAUAUCAGAGGGAACAUUGAAGCAAUUUUCAAAACAGAUUGGUGAUUAUGUCGAACAAGACGAAGAGAUUGCUACAAUUGAAACAGACAAGAUUGACGUUGCUGUCAACGCGCCGGAGGCGGGUACGAUCAAAGAAUUUCUAGCCAAGGAAGAGGACACAGUCACCGUUGGACAAGACAUCGUUAGACUCGAGCUGGGCGGUCCACCCGAAGGUGGACAGGCAGAAAAGGCAAAAGAAGAGCCCAAAGAACCCGCGCCGAAAGAACAACCCACUACAUCGGAGCCCAAGGCUGAGUCCAAAGAUAAAGAGGAUCAGCCGGCAGCAGCUGCAACCCAACAGAAAGCGGAACCUGCUCAGCCUCCCAAAAAGCCAGAGGCGCCGAAGCAGCCCGAAUCGAAAAAGCCGUCUGCGGAUGCAGCUGCCGGGCCCACUACUCCGGGUAGUCGAGAGGAGCGCAGGGUGAAAAUGAAUCGCAUGCGCCUUCGAAUCGCGGAACGCCUUAAGCAGUCCCAGAAUACUGCUGCCUCGCUAACCACAUUCAACGAAGUUGAUAUGUCGGCUCUCAUGGAAUUCCGUAAAUUGUACAAGGACGAUGUGCUAAAGAAGACUGGAGUCAAACUUGGGUUCAUGAGCGCAUUUUCGCGCGCCUGUGUCCUGGCAAUGAAAGAGAUCCCAGCAGUCAACGCCUCUAUUGAAGGCCCUAAUGGUGGCGACACCAUUGUCUUUAGAGAUUACGUCGACAUUAGUGUUGCUGUUGCCACGGAGAAAGGAUUGGUAACUCCAGUCGUUCGUAACGCUGAAUCACUGGAUAUGGUUGGAAUUGAAAAAGCCAUUGCCGAUCUUGGUAAAAAGGCUCGGGAUAACAAGCUGACAAUCGAGGAUAUGGCUGGCGGAACGUUUACAAUUAGCAAUGGCGGAGUAUUCGGAUCUCUAAUGGGUACACCCAUCAUCAACCUACCCCAGACUGGCGUGUUGGGCCUGCAUGCCAUCAAAGAACGGCCCGUUGUAGUCAAUGGAAAAAUUGAGAUCAGACCGAUCAUGUAUUUGGCUCUUACGUACGACCAUCGCCUUCUCGAUGGACGGGAGGCGGUGACUUUCUUGGUGAAGGUUAAGGAAUUCAUCGAGGACCCCCGGCGAAUGCUAUUGGGCUGAGCGAACGAAUCGAAAAUCCCUGAGGCGGAGGACUAAUCUGCAAAUACUAUGACCAUAACACAGUAUUUGUCGAAUGACCACUGCGUGCUCAGCAGGUUCGAGCCGAAGCUUGUUUAUACUUCACGGUAGUCUAUUGGUGCAGAGAUGAGGUUGAACUGAUCUUUUAUUUUCAAGCGCAGGCAUUGAUUACUUGAUAACCGCAAGUUCAACCGAUGGAUAAGUUUGUUCUUUCAACUUUGUGCAGUACCUCUGUAAGCACGUGUAUAUAGGUGAAGCAUAUUUCGCAGAAUACACUUCUUCUACUUCCAGCUUGGUCUGUGUAGUCAAUUAUUCCUGC